Grammomys surdaster is the source of this 4131-nucleotide messenger RNA. It is a transcript of the gene Znf280d, whose product is annotated as zinc finger protein 280D. Gene Ontology annotation, biological process: regulation of DNA-templated transcription. Lineage: Eukaryota; Metazoa; Chordata; Mammalia; Rodentia; Muridae. The coding region runs from base 130 to 2217 and encodes 695 amino acids. The record is from RefSeq and is a predicted model, not a curated record. Gene Ontology annotation, molecular function: RNA polymerase II cis-regulatory region sequence-specific DNA binding; DNA-binding transcription factor activity, RNA polymerase II-specific. The transcript is spliced from 13 exons.
ACUAUUCUUCCAGAUAUCUUAUCAAGCAUAGUUGUACAUGGUUUGGCUGUAGUUGGAAACAUAAAAUUGUUUUUGCUGUUAUAAUACAUAAGGCAUUUUUUUUUUCUCUUCUAGUAUUGCUGUCCAGACAUGAUAAAUAACUUUUUGGGAUUGACUAAAACAGACAAUUUAAAUUCAGCAAAUGAAGCUAAGACUCUUGAUUCAGAGAAAGGAAAAUUGAUAAUGUUAGUUAAUGACUUUUAUUAUGGAAAACAUGAAGGAGACGUCCAGGAAGAACAGAAGACUCAUACAACCUUUAAGUGCUUCAGUUGCUUGAAAGUUCUCAAAAAUAAUAUUAGGUUUAUGAACCACAUGAAACACCAUUUGGAACUGGAGAAACAGAGCAGUGAGAGCUGGGAAAAGCACACUACUUGCCAGCACUGCUAUCGGCAGUUCCCCACGCCUUUCCAGCUGCAGUGCCACAUUGAGAGCACGCACACGCCUCAUGAGUUCUCAACCAUUUGUAAAAUCUGCGAGCUAUCGUUUGAAACUGAACAGAUUCUUUUACAGCAUAUGAAGGAUAAUCAUAAACCUGGUGAAAUGCCAUACAUCUGCCAGGUUUGCAAUUACAGAUCAUCGUUAUUUUCUGAGGUAGAGUCUCAUUUUAGAACAUCGCAUGAAAACACUAAGAAUUUGCUAUGUCCAUUCUGCCUCAAAGUUAUUAAAAUCGCCACACCCUAUAUGCAUCAUUACAUGAAGCAUCAGAAAAAGGGAAUACAUCGUUGCACCAAAUGCAGGCUGCAGUUUUUGACAUGCAAAGAGAAAAUGGAUCACAAGACUCAGCAUCACCGAACAUUUUUAAAACCCAAACAACUAGAAGGACUUCCCCCUGGAACAAAAGUUACUAUUCGAGCUUCAGUUGCACCUCUUCAAUCAGGUUCUUCAGUUACACCUUCUAUCAGUGCAAGCACUUCUACCCUCCAGCUCUCACCUCCAAGGACUGAAAAUAUAACUGCUAAAAAUCAUGAGAAGUUGAAUACAAGUACACCAAAUGCAACCAUAUCUGAUCCCAGUAAAGCUAAUGAGGUCAAGUCUAAUGGGAGUAAAUCUAAAAACAGGUCAAAAGUCGCCAGCAUGCAGAAGAAACAAAGCACAUUGUCUAAUAGUAAUAAAAAAAGUAAAGUAAACACAGCACUAAGGAACAUAAGGUUACGUCGGGGUGUUCACGAGUGUAUUGAGUGUUCUUCUGAAGUAAAAGAUUUUGCAAACCAUUUUCCUACAUAUGUUCACUGCAGUUUUUGCAGAUAUAAUACUAGCUGUAGCAAAGCCUAUGUAAAUCAUAUGAUGAGCUUUCAUAGUAACCGUCCAAGUAAAAGAUAUUGUAUAUUUAAGAAGCAUUCAGAAAAUCUCAGGGGCAUUUCUCUAGUGUGCCUUAAUUGUGAUUUCCUAACUGAUGUUUCUGGCUUAGAUAAUAUGGCUACACACUUAAGUCAGCAUGAAACUCAUACGUGCCAAGUUCUAGUAGAGAAAGUUUCUGUUUGUAUCCCAACUUCUGAACGUCUUUCUGAAUUAAAAACUGAAGCUCCCACUAAGGGACAAGAAUCUGUGUCUAAGGGAACAGCAAGACAUAGUACAGCUGAAGAAGAACCAGGAGCAUCACAUUCUGAAAGUAAGCAGGAUAAAGCUCCUUCAUCAGAAGAAGGCACUGGGCGUGAUGCAAGUGUAUGUGAAGCUGCAGCAGCAGCAAACCAUGAAAGAAAUGUAACAGUUCCAGAUACAGAAAAUGUAAGCAGCUCAAAGAACAUCUUGAGUCACGAUCCAGAUGUUGGAACAAAUAAUACGAAAAAGGAAGAACAAACACAUCAUACCUGUCAGGAAAUGGAGCUGAAGAUGGACCAAAGUUUAGGAAUCACAGAUUCAUGUGAUCAGAGUAAAGAGCACAAUCCCACUGAAUCUGAGUUGUCUUCAGAGACUAGUCAGGAUUUGCAGUUAACAUCAAGGGGUGUUGGCAUUGAUCAGUCUCUAAGGCAUGGAGAUGAAUCUGAACCUGUGAGUUCUGGUGCCAGUGAGCAAGGCGACAUGCUUUUGGAGCCUUUGAUGCCAUCAGAAGUACUUGCAUGUGAAGCCACAGAGAUCCCCCAUCAUGGUGAUGAUUCUUCAGCCAACACCAAUGACACAAUAUCUGAUCAAACAGCAGUCCUGGAGGAAGUCGCCCUUGUAGAGCAGAGACAGCAGUAGAGCUGGCAGAUGAAAAGGAAAGAAGCUGAAGUUUCAUUCCCAGCAGAAAGCACUUAGAACAGUAAGUACCGUCUGGUGAGCGCAGGAGUGCCAUGGUAGAGGUCAGCAGUGGAGAUCUGAGGGAGGUCCUUCAUACACUUCACCUGGAUGUUCAGUCUUAUUAAAUCAGUUUACCAAUAAUAGCACGGUUAGUAUGAAUUUCCACAUUUUUAAAAACCUGAAUAGAACUUUAGUGAAAACUAAGUUUGUCAUCCAAAGGUCUCUUAGCACUUUUUGAUGAAAUCUUGUUUACCAAUAUGAAAUUAUUAUAAGAUUAAUAGCUAUGUUCAUCAGACUUUGCAAACUUUAAUUAGUACUAAACUUAAAAGUCCUCAUCACCUGAAUAUUCCUUUUAGUAAACUUAAAGGAAGAGAUUUGAAACCAUGCAUUUUUUGAAAAUACCUUUGAACUGUCAGUCAAUUGUUACUGUUAAUGAAGGCUUUGUUUUUAAUAUGAUCCUGGUAAUAAAGCAUGCUUAGAGUGCUAAAUUGGCCUGUUGAGAACUUGGAUGAAUAUAAAAAUUAAGUUUGGAUUUAAUAUAACAUUCCAAUCUGUCAGAAGCAUGCAAAAAGAAUUUUAGAAUCUGUGCACCUCCACACAAGUGUUAGCCUGCCAGGCUAGGCUGUCCGCUUACCUUUAUUAAACUUUCAGUGAAAGUGAAAUUAUGAAAAUAUAAGUUUAUAUUUGUGCUUUUAGUCAGUGUAUAAGCUGUGCAGAACCCCACCCCAGCCCCCAUGGACUAGUUGUAUAAAGUAGAAAUCUGUUAUUGAAACUCUUUAAAUAGCUACUAUGCUUUUAAUAUUGUUUCAAUGAUUUUUAGCAGUAGACCCAUAAAAAUGGUCUGGACACCAAACCAAAGUAUGGUAGAUUGUAGGCAAAAAGAAUUGACCUAAAAACAUGCGGCCGCGUGUACUCAACUAUGUUAAAGGACUUCCUUAAUUGUAAAAGUAGAAACUUAAAAUGGGACCCUAAAACAUGUUUUUUUUUUAAAGGUUAGCUUAAUUUAUCCAUAAGUCAGCUACUAAGUUCAUUUUUUAGAUUAUAGAAAUAAAUAUAACAAACAAUAAUUUGCUUUUAAGUACUAAUAAAAUUUUAUUUUAAAUGCUGCAUUUUUAAUUCUUAAAAUGUACUUUGAAUUCUUAAACUGUUUAAUUGAAUGUUAAAUGUUUUCAAGGCCUGUUAAAAUUCUGUUGUAUAUAGUAGUUUUUGAGCAAAUAUUUGCAAUAAAAACCUGCCUUUGUAUAAUUUUAUAUUCCGAUUCCUGCUUGGUUAGCCUGUCUUUUGUGCUGUCAUGCGCAUUGUAAGCAGUAGGUUUUGUACAAUAAGUUCCGUUUUGUGUGCUUCACUGACCUACUGAGAAUUGAAAAUACAAGGACACACUGCUAAUACGUACAGGGAGGACUUCUUUCACAUCAAGAGAAACGUUUAUUGUACGUUUAUUUUCCUCAUCAAUUUAAAGAAGUUGAAUAUGAAAAAUAGAUCAUUGUUUUCUUGAAUAUUUAAAGAGAGCUGGUUUUUUCAUUCUUCCUGUUUCCAAGACAAGUUGUAACACAAAACUACCACAGGAAACUAUUUUGCAAUAUUAUAAACCUUUCAAGCCUGGACAUACAAAAAAAGUUUACCUAUGUGAGGACCACUUUUUUGGUUUUUCAAGACAGGGUUUCUCUGUGUAGCCCUGGCUGUCCUGGAACUCACUCUGUAGACCAGGCUGGCCUUGAACUCAGGAAUCCACCUGCCUCUGCCUCCCAAGUGCUGGGAUUAAAGGCAUACACCACCACUGCCCGGCUAAAUAGCAAUUUCUUGUCAAGCCUGUUUUCCUGUGCUAUAAAUUAUGUACAAAACCCUUAGAUUAAAGUAAGUCUCCAAAGUAUCUAA